Molecule: messenger RNA, 1076 nt
Organism: Nematolebias whitei (Rio pearlfish)
Lineage: Eukaryota; Metazoa; Chordata; Actinopteri; Cyprinodontiformes; Rivulidae
Product: apolipoprotein A-I
Exons: 4
Coding region: 87-854 (255 amino acids)
Biological process (GO): positive regulation of lipid biosynthetic process; cholesterol homeostasis; high-density lipoprotein particle assembly
Cellular component (GO): chylomicron; high-density lipoprotein particle; blood microparticle
Molecular function (GO): cholesterol binding; phosphatidylcholine-sterol O-acyltransferase activator activity; phospholipid binding
Source: RefSeq, a predicted model, not a curated record
UAAAUACAUGGCAGACGCAGCCUCACACAGUCACUAACACAUUACAGCCAGAAAGAAACACAAGGCUAAAGCAGGAGUUCACAGUCAUGAAGGUGUUUGUUAUCUUAGCUGUUGCAGUGCUCUCUGGCUGCAAUGCCAACCUCUUUUAUGCCGAUGCACCCAAGCCACAGCUGGAAGUCCUAACUGAUGCUUUCUGGGACUACAUCGCCAAGGCAACACAGACGGCUGAUGAUACCCUGCAGAUGAUCAGGAAAUCACCAAUUGGACAGAAAAUCAAUACCCGCCUGACAGAAAGCACUGACUUGGCUAGCAAGUAUGCAGUCACCCUGCAGGAGCAGAUCUCCCCUGCAGCUCAGGAUCUCAUGAACAAGAUCACCACAGAGGCUGAUAUGUUGAAAAGUACACUUACCCAAGAGCUGAGCUCUGUCAGGGACAAACUGGAACCCUACACUGAAAACAUGAAGGCCCAGAUCCAGCAGAGAGUGGAGCAGCUGAAACAGGAGCUGGCCCCCUAUGCUGACUCUCUGGAUUCUGAGGCCUUGAGGUCUACUUUAAUGCAGAAGAGCGAGGAGCUGAAGAUCAGCCUGGAGAAGAGUGUGAAGGACCUGCAGGCCCAGCUGGGACCAUACACUGAUGACCUGAAGCAGAAGGUGGACCAGCAUUUAGAGAAUUUCCAGAGAAGUGUGACCCCCUUGACCGAGAAGGUCCAAGUUGAGCUGAGUCAAAGAGCCAGUUUGGUGAAACAAAUGGUGGCUCCCUACGCUGAGGAUCUGAGAGAAAAGCUUGACCCCUACGCCCAAGACCUCCAGGCCCAGCUCAUGUCUCUAUAUCAGUCAUUUAUUGAUGCCAACUAAGUCAACCUCCACUUCUUUAGACAUAAUUUAACACUAACCUGGCCUUAUCGGUCUAUCUGUGUGAUUCAUGAAAGCUCACGAAGCUUAAAAGUCUUGGACUGUAUUGAAUCAAGCUGUGUGAAUAUGAACGACUCAAUAUUUAUUGCUAAAUACAAAAAUACAAAACAAAACCAUGCACUUGUCAGUCAUGUAUAUAAAUAUUGUUUUUACUCUGUUGUGAAA